Molecule: messenger RNA, 7316 nt
Organism: Epinephelus moara (kelp grouper)
Lineage: Eukaryota; Metazoa; Chordata; Actinopteri; Perciformes; Serranidae
Product: sodium- and chloride-dependent GABA transporter 2-like
Exons: 15
Coding region: 1228-3051 (607 amino acids)
Biological process (GO): sodium ion transmembrane transport
Cellular component (GO): membrane
Source: RefSeq, a predicted model, not a curated record
UCAAAAUAUACUUAACAAAAGUAAAAGUACUCAUUUUGCAGAAUGUCUUAUUUUUGAAUUUAUUGUACAGAAACAACCUGCCGACUGUCGUACCAAAUUUGGGAUCAACCAGGGCUUGCAUUAUGAAAUAGCAUGAGUUCAGGUGUACCAUCUCCUAUUCAGCCUGACUUCGUGUUCAUUUUAUUUAUGGGCUGGGUCACAAUGUCUUUAACCACUUUUGCAGUAAAAUAUUUUAAAUAAGAAUCCAUUUCACAGAUGGGAGACCUAAAAGAAUAUUGUGCUUUUUUCUGCCUCAGUGAGGCUAUCUCAAGAGCUAAAGCACUUUUAGGUGUCUUCCCUCUAGCUUUAAUAUACCAUUAGUUUAAUUGCACUUUCCAUAUACAGUGUGUUUUAACAGCGUAAUUUGAAUAUAAAUGAAAUUAUUUAUACAUCUAAACUUUGUUUGAAUGACUAGUAGGAUUAGGGUGGUAAAAAAGUGCAAAGUAACAUAUAAUAAAUUAGAGUAAGUCAACGGUCAUGGCGAUUAAAAUACAAAAGUAGUUUUUUAUGACUAGUAGGAUUAGGGUGGUAAAAAAGUGCAAAGUAACAUAUAAUAAAUUAGAGUAAGUCAACGGUCAUGGCGAUUAAAAUACAAAAGUAGUAUCAAGAUAACAAAUUUUAAAAGUUGCAGAUGUACAUUUUAAAGCUGUGUAUUUGUAACUGUCUCACAGCAAUAUGAUGCCAUUCUGCAUAAACAUGAGUGCAAACUAAAAAAGAGAAGUCAGAAGUCUAUCUAGAGGUUCACUUGUGCACAACAGAUGCUGCUGCUGGUGUUUGAAUGAUUUAUGCCCCAAUGCAACAAAUUCUCAAAUAGUAGAUAACUGCAGGCUGUGUGCAGCCACUGACAUAACACAGACGGCUCAGCUGAUUUGGUUUAGUUGUUAGCAACUGUGCUAAUCUCAAUGACUCAAGCUGCCCAUGUCUCAGUGGAAAAAUACAGCAGGGAAGUGGUAUACCUUGGACCUUUGUCAGAGCCAAACACUUUUUCAAGUGGGACGGCAUGGUGUGCAGACCAAUCCGACAAUAAUUAGGUCAUAGAGGAGCCAAAGGAAACCAUAGCCACUUUGUUUCUCACUCUGGCUCUGCUCAUGACAUGUUUGCGUAAAGAUCCUGCGGUGCAACCGGCUGAGAGGAAUACUGAUCAGUUUGCUGUUGCUGUAAGCAACUCUUGGGGGAGGGGGCUCUGUGAUGGAGGGAGAAUUCCUGAAAGGAAACAGCCUUGAGAUGCCCGCUCAGGAUAGCAGUCUGGCGAAGAAGACUCAACUGUUGGACCGAGGCCAGUGGGCGAGCAAGUUGGAAUUUCUGCUGGCUGUGGCAGGGACUCUGGUUGGGCUGGGAAACCUCUGGAGGUUCCCCUAUUUGUGCUACAAAAAUGGAGGAGGGGCAUUUCUGGUUCCCUACGUCUUGUUUCUGCUCGCUUGUGGUAUCCCAAUGUUCCUCCUGGAGACGGCCAUGGGACAGUUCACAUCUCAAGGAUGUAUCACCUGCUGGAGGCACUUCUGCCCCUUGUUUGAAGGUAUUGGUUAUGCCACCCAGGUUGUGAUUGCAUAUGCUGCUGUGUCAUACAUUGUCAUCCAGGCAUGGGCUUUCUUCUACCUCUUCUCGUCCUUCAGCGCUGAAGUCCCAUGGGCCAGCUGCAGGAACACCUGGAACACAGAGUCUUGUGUUGAAUUUGAUAAAACAAACACAUCAUCAAAUUGGACAGCAAACGCAACAACACCUGCAACAGAAUUCUGGGAGAGACGAGUGCUCGGUAUAUCUGAGGGGAUUGAGCAGAUUGGUAGCUUGAGGUGGGAGUUGGCUUUGUGUCUCUUACUGGCGUGGAUCCUGUGUUACUUCUGUGUUUGGAAAGGCGUGCGAUCCACUGGAAAGGUCGUUUACUUUACAGCCACUUUCCCCUAUGUGAUGAUGGUGGUUCUGUUAGCUCGUGGCCUCUCUUUACCAGGAGCUAUGGAUGGCAUAGUGUACUACCUGUAUCCUGACCCGACAAGGUUGGUGGACCCUCAAGUCUGGAUGGAUGCAGGAGCACAAGUGCUUUUCUCUUUUGGGAUUUGUCAGGGGAGUUUGACAGCUCUGGGCAGUUACAAUCAGUAUAACAAUGACUGUUACAAGGACACAUUUGUUUUGUGUUUGGUGAAUGGCGGAUCAAGCUUUGUGGCGGGGUUUGCAAUUUUUUCAGUUUUGGGCUUUAUGUCCUAUGAACAAGGACUGCCAAUAUCUGAAGUGGCUGCUUCUGGGCCUGGCUUGGCAUUUAUUGCCUAUCCACGUGCAGUAGCCAUGAUGCCUUUACCUCAGUUAUGGGCUAUAUGUUUCUUCAUCAUGGUCAUCUUAUUGGGUGCUGACACACAGUUUGUGAGUCUGGAGUGCCUGAUGACCUCAGUGACAGACAUGUUCCCCACCGUGUUUCGAAGAGCGUAUCGUCGAGAAUUGCUGCUGCUUUGUCUCUGCUCGGUUUGUUUCUUUCUCGGGCUCCUUCUUGUCACAGAGGGCGGCUUGUAUUUCCUUCAGCUCUUUGAUCAUUACGUGUGCAGUGGCAACAAUCUUCUCCUUCUCUCAGUGUUUCAGUCAAUAGCAGUCGGAUGGAUAUAUGGUGCAGAUCGUCUCUAUGACAACAUUGAAGACAUGAUAGGGUAUCGUCCGUGGCCGAUAAUGAAGUAUUGCUGGCUUUACGUUACCCCCGCUGUUUGCAUGGGUACCUUCAUCUUUUCAGUAGUGAAAUACAAGCCUCUGAAGUUCAACAAAACGUACAUCUACCCGACGUGGGCUUAUGCUUUGGGCUGGUUCCUCGGACUGUUCUGUGUUCUCCUGGUUCCUCUGUGGAUCGCCUUUAAAGUCAGUCAGAUGAAAGGGACGCUAUGGCAGAACAUCAGGCAGCUUUGCCGCCCUGAAAUCAAGACGCACGGCACAGCGAAGCAACCUGAGCAGUGCCCUUUGAACCCAGACAACACUCUUACUCCUGCUGCCAAUGAAUACAAAGCAAGUGGUGGAGCUGAGAUGGAGAUGCAAGUAUAAGAAACUGAACAAUUCUGAUAAUGUUUUAAAUGUGAUAUUUUGAUUUUAAGCUCCAGGUUUUACAUGCUACGCAUUUUUAAGAAAUUAUGAUGAAAAACAAAUUCUGAAGGCUUCUAGCUCUGCUGUGUUACCAUACCAGGUCUGCAACCUGCACAAGAAGCAUUAAGUCUUGUGUCACCUUAAAUGUCUGUAGACCUACAUUGUAAUGUAUAGCAUGGAGAAGUUUUUAAAAGCUAUGUUCAGUUAAAGCAAACCUUUAAUGUGUCUGAUUUAGUCGUCGUUUUCAUGUUUUAGUAUGCCAUAGAGGUCAGAAGUUGUAAACCUUGAUUGUCACUGCCCACGAACAUGCACUGUCACAAGGCAAUCCCACCCCUCAACAAAUGACAAAAAAAAACAAAAAAACAACAACAACAAACCCAAACACGCACACUCACGUAAACACAUUUGAAAUGGGGUGCCUUAUAUAUUAUAUUAUUAUCUGUAUUAUCUGGCUCUAUAAGCUAUCUAUGUGCGAUCUAUGAUUAUCACUGCCCACUAACAUGCACUGUCGCCACAUAUUUUCUGGCGAUCCCACCCCCCGACAACUGAUGACAUAAAACAAACUUGCCUUACAUAUUAGCCUAUAUUAUUAUCUGUAUCAUCGGGCUUUAGAUAUCUAUAUUUUUUUUUCAUUUAUAAUCUACCACUAAUUAGAAUUCAGUGGGGACCAUAAGCCUGCGUCUGCCACUAAGAAACACACUGCUUCAGUCUGCGUUUUGCUUUAGAGUGUAAGCCCGCCACACUCAUCACAUCUCACUGAACCAUGUCUUUUAUUUACACUUCACGGUUUAUCAUAUGGAGAAAUGUUUGAGUGGAUUCAUUGUGCAGAUUGUCUCCUUAAAUUAACACAGCAGGCUUAAGAGUGGUGAUACUGUUUUUGCAACCUCUAAGUUCUGAUAAGGCACUGACAUUGUUGCUUCAUGAUGAAUGACUGCUCUGCUUAGUAAUGUGACUGCCAAGUUUAAAUGUAUGGAGAAGCAAAGUGAGACUAAUGCAAUUUCCAGGGUUCCAGAAGUAAAAGGUUUCUACAGAGAAAAUGUUAAGUGACUGCCCCCCCCCCCCCCCCCCCCCCCCCUUCAUCUCAGUAGGCAUGAGACUCUCCUAUUUGAAUUAGUGCAGAAAUCCAGUUUAAACAGUAAAGCUUAAAAGGUCAAAAGGUCAUGAAAAGGUUUUUCAUGAAAAAAUCUGAAGAAAAGUCUACUACAACUCCAGGGGAACCUUGCAGGAAGAAACAGCCACCAUUGGAUGAAUUAGAGAACUGGAUAUGGCACCACCAUUUUUUCCAGUGGCCUCUCGCGGAUUUGGAGCAAAAUAAUUGCCUGUGGCCCAAAAACUAUUUCCCCCACGGACCACCAUUGUAAAUGGGACACUUUGAACUGAAAACAACUCGAUCAUGACUCUUUCUAUUAUGAAUUUUUGGUCCAUGGACGUAUUAUAUUUAUAUAAAGAAAAGCAAUUUAAAAAUCUGUGACGUCAUUACAAUGUAAAGUGGAGGAGAAACACUACGGCACAUAUUCAGUGGGCCACACACCUGUGGAAGUAAACCCAGAAGCUAGAAAGUUUUUUGGCUUACAUGCCAUGGAUGUGUAAAGAGAACAGGAUACAGCGUUGAAGGCUGAGCCCUGUUCAUUCUUAUGAAAGUUGCUCAAUGGCGCAUGAAGCUAAAAACGUGCCAGUGCCGUGUAUAUAAUAACUCAGAUGAGAUGAUGCGGGCGCUACUUCAAGUUUAGCGCUCUGCUAACUUGAAUGAGGAUGUAAUGUUUCAAUCAUGCAGCUAUUUUAAUCCCUCCAAAUGUUACCAGACCAAAUGUGAUCAAAUUGUGAAACAAGUCAUUUUGUGGGGGUUGUGAUGCUCAGAAAAGACGUCCACUGAUUUACAGAUGUCUCUUUUGCCAUGACAAUCUGGAAAAAGUCUUUUUGGGCCUCAUGGCCACUAUGAAAACUGGCUUCAAAGCCCGGCACACUUCCUGGAGGCCUUCUAUGAGCAAAGCCAGCAAUUCCCUUUGGACUGAGCUAGUGUCAUCUUGGAGUCUAGUAUCCAGAUCUAAUAAUACGUCCAUGAGCACAAAAUUCUGUUGCUAGUGACGCUAAUAGCGAUUUAACCCACUUCUUUUUCCAACACAUCCUCACUCAGAUUUUGUCACAUAUUGACGUUUGGUCAUGGACCUUCCACGUCCAGAUACGAUGUUAAAGGUACCCUGGGUGCGUUGGUUGUUGACGUUCUGGGACACCGUGUCAAGUUCUGCCUGUUACAUGCAUUGUCUUCUUUCAAAAUACACUUCCAUUUUCACAGGAAAAUACUGCGUUCAAAAUAAACGCACUACGUCGGUACAACAACACGAAUUGAUGUUUUUUUUCCUGCAACAACUAACACACGUGGUUGGGUUUAGGCAACAAAAGCACGUGGUUGGGUUUAGGCUAAAAUAACAGGGUUUGACUUUAGAAUCUACAGGACAUGGACACCGCGCUCCUGGGUAAAAGCCGCGCAUUAACUUUCGCUCUUGUCCCGCUGCGUUUCCCCCUGACGCCACCCAGUGCCGUUAACCUGCGGCAAUCGUCCAUGUAUCAUGCCAAUGACGGCUUUUUCGUCAGUGUCUGAUGCCACAAGUCACUGCCCAAGCGCUGGAUUUGGACGACUUCAGAGUGAGACCGGGUUGCUCUUUCAGAUUUUGGAUAAAUUCAGCUACAUAAUCGCUCAGUUGCCGUUGAAGUGUUCAAGUGCUCAACAUUAACGUAGUUACGUCGUAAUUGACUGAUGAUUGACUAAGGCUUCACCGUGUCAUUGGAGCACUGAAAAAAGUUAAGGCCUGCUCGACUUUAAUUUGUAGUGCGUCCCGCCAGUCUGCAGCCGCAAGUCUGAGGCGUCAGUUUGUAGCUUCAUGUCAGCGGCUUUCAGUGAAAAUGACUUGUAACCUGUUGUUGUAUCUCUUGUAGUGUGAACACAGCAUUACACUUUGUUUCAACCCCCUGUCUGGAUUCUUUUCCAUAGCAACAGCUGCUGAGGCUCAUGGGCACUUUAGUACUUGGAACAACUGCCCUUUCAACCUAACAGAAGACAAAUCUCAUAAAUGAAGUUGAAGUGUUUACAGCCAUUGGCCAUAACUCUUUAGUAUCAUCACAUUCUCAGACCACAGAGUUUCUGUGAUGAAGACCGAUGAAUUUAUCAUCAAAAAAACAACAACUUCAAAUCACAAUUUCAAAAUGGGGAAAUAUCUCUAGAGCCUGCAGCUCUGCCUACAGGAAAUAUACCACUUGUAUCAUUGGAGUCUCCAGUUGAUGUUGUGCAAACAAGAUAUUCAACUACAUUUCAACAUCAUACACGCACAAGUUUUGGUAGUCGAUUCAGACCUUUGGACUCCACUGUACCUGUUUUAGUACUUAAAGCAGAGAUGGUUGAAGGAACAGCUUCAGGCAUCAAGCAACAUUUUAGCAAUUGCUGUGUAUGGAAAAACCAGCAUAUUAGACAGUUGGGCUACAACGUGAAGAUAUAACUGUGCAAAGUGGAACUUUUUUGUCUCAAACGCUGUAGCCAUCCCUUUAACCAUCUCUGCUUACAGUCCCUAAUGAUGUUGAGAUCUGUGACAGCUGAUUACUGAAAAUUUUAAAUAAUGUGUGUUAUGUCAAUGUAAGAAAUGAAGUUUAAAAUUUUGUAACCAUGUUUUACCCUGAUCAGUGAAAUAAAUGCAAUAGAUGCACUUGCAAGCUGGUUUCCAUGGAGAGUUGGGCAUGUCCCCUGGCCAAGGUCACAUGAUGUCACGAUGUCAUGAGUUUAGGUAGCAAUAGAAAUUAUUUUUGCCUUUUUUUGCUUAUCAUUUUGAAGUAAAUGUUGAUUGCACUGUGUAAUGGCUAUACAAUAAUGACACCAUGUGCAUUUAAACUGGUUUCUUACAAGCCUUGCUUUCACUGUGCAACUCUGCCAUUGAGUACCAUCUCCCUGGAAAAUGAAGGGUCGAUGUACGGCACAAAGGAAGUGCGUCCAUACCACUACCAACCCGGUAACUAUCCCCAGUUACCAAAGAGUAUCAGUGUAUGUUAAAGAGCCCACAACACAAGUAUGUCUGUCUAUUGCAUUACAGUGUUUUUUUUUAACUUCAUUUUUUUAUAGUAACUUAUGUUUUCUCACCUAAGUGAUGUCAUUGUGCCAUUGACAACAUGAGGUUUGGUUUCAGUGUCGUUUGUUUUGGUUGAUAUAAAGACGAUGGGUUAUUUUUACUCUCACACCAUUC